CAUGAAUGAGGCUAUUGUUCGUCCCCCAGACAUCUCAUGUGAUCCUGAUCAUCUUUGACACUGCCCAUCAUAUCCAUAUACUCCGCUUUUGGUUUCAUGGAACCUUCUAAAGGUGUCCAAAGGUAUAUAAACCCAUCUUACACUCACCCCUUCUGCACUCACUCACUCACUCCUACAUACAAUCAUGGGUUUCCUCGACGCCUUCUCUUCUUCCCAGACUCAGUAUGACAACUUCCAAAGCGAUGAUGCACCUCACCAAGCUACCUUGAGCCACGAACUCCUUGGCGGCGCCGUUGCGUUCGAAGCUGCAAAGGCUUACGAAGACCACUGUGCCAAGAAUGGCAAGCCCCAAAGCCACGCUUUGGCUAAGGAACUUUUCGCCGGUUUCGCCGGAGCUGCCGUUGACCGCCUGGUCGAGACGAAGGGUGCUGACGCGUGGUCUGCGCACCAGAGACAGAGAGCUCAAUCGCAUGCUCAAGAGCAGAUCCAGGAAACAUUCACCGAAGAUGUUUACCGGGAGAACUACUAGAUAUACUACGUGUCAAAUAACCUGUACUUGAUACUUCAACCAAAUAACCUGUAUAGCCAUGCAAGACAUUUCAAUUUCAUGGACGAACCAUUUCGUAUAUACAAUGCUAGUGGGAAUACAUGCACAACAACCACAGAU
Molecule: messenger RNA, 667 nt
Organism: Suillus discolor
Lineage: Eukaryota; Fungi; Basidiomycota; Agaricomycetes; Boletales; Suillaceae
Exons: 6
Coding region: 185-529 (114 amino acids)
Source: RefSeq, a predicted model, not a curated record